This is a messenger RNA of Penicillium bovifimosum, 543 nucleotides long. RefSeq names its product putative ubiquitin conjugating enzyme (UbcK). The record is from RefSeq and is a predicted model, not a curated record. Bases 1 to 543 code for a protein of 180 amino acids. NCBI's taxonomy places the organism in Eukaryota, Fungi, Ascomycota, Eurotiomycetes, Eurotiales, Aspergillaceae. The transcript has 3 exons.
AUGGACUACAGCAUGGAGGAUACGCAGAACUCAGCGCCCGAGGCGCAGCAAGCCAGCAAGCUGAACACCUCCGGUCAGAAAGGUGAUACCCACAAUGUGACCAAGCGCCUGCAAUCUGAGCUCAUGCAACUGAUGGUCUCUCCCUCUCCCGGCAUCUCCGCCUUCCCCGACGCAGACGGCAACCUCCUCUCAUGGACAGCAACUAUCACAGGCCCGACCGAGACACCCUACGAAAACCUGAGGCUGAAACUCUCCUUCGCCUUCCCCAACAACUACCCCUACUCGCCGCCGACAGUGCUUUUCAAAACCCCGAUCUACCACCCGAACGUGGACUUCUCCGGCCGCAUCUGCCUCGACAUCCUGAAGGACAAGUGGAGUGCAGUGUACAAUGUCUCCACCGUUCUGCUCAGUCUGCAAAGUCUCCUUGGAGAGCCUAAUAACGCGAGCCCUUUGAACGCGCAAGCCGCCGAACUCUGGGAUUCAGACCAGGCGGAGUUCAAGCGCCACGUCCUUGCUCGACACCAGGAUCUGGACGAGGAAUAG